This is a messenger RNA of Vairimorpha ceranae, 492 nucleotides long. RefSeq names its product calponin transgelin. The coding region runs from base 1 to 492 and encodes 163 amino acids. The record is from RefSeq and is a predicted model, not a curated record. Gene Ontology annotation, molecular function: protein binding. The transcript has a single exon. NCBI's taxonomy places the organism in Eukaryota, Fungi, Microsporidia, Nosematidae.
AUGGAAGAAGUACUAUCUUGGAUUUCGGAAAUUCUUGGUGAAGACUUUACUGGACAGUCAUUCUCUAGUGUUCUUAAAGAUGGUACAGUGUUAUGUAGACUUUUAAAUAAGGUAUGUGGAUAUGACAUUAAAUUUAAAAAGUCUCCUCAACUUUUUGUACAACGCGAAAAUAUUUGUGCGUUUAUCAACGGAUUAAAAAAAUAUGGAAUUAACGAAUAUGAACUAUUUCAGACGAUUGAUCUAUUUGAAGAAAAAAAUCUUAAACAGGUUGCUAUUUCUCUUUACGCCUUAAGCCGUCAACUUCAACAGAAUAAAGAAUUUAAAGGACCAUUUAUUGGGCCAAAAUUGGCACAAAAACAAAAAAUCGAAUUUUCUAAAAAAAUAUUGGAUAAAAGUAAAUAUGGAUUUAAUUUACAGAUGGGAUAUGAUCCAGUGUAUGAAAAAAUAUGUGAAGAACAAUUAAAUAAUUGCAAGAGUAACAAUAAAAAUUAA